This is a messenger RNA of Acyrthosiphon pisum (pea aphid), 1170 nucleotides long. RefSeq lists its product as uncharacterized. The transcript has a single exon. The coding region runs from base 1 to 1170 and encodes 389 amino acids. NCBI's taxonomy places the organism in Eukaryota, Metazoa, Arthropoda, Insecta, Hemiptera, Aphididae. The record is from RefSeq and is a predicted model, not a curated record. Gene Ontology annotation, molecular function: nucleic acid binding; zinc ion binding.
AUGGAAAUAAUAAAAAAAAAGCUCCUCAACAAGAGGAAAUUAAUCGAGAAGAAACGAAGUGCUCAUACUAAGGAUCUGAUUGAAAAACUAAAUGAAUUUGUCAUAAAAACCCAAUUAGCGCUGCUCGAAGAUGCAUUCACAUCAUACAUGGGUAUACAUGAGCAGUUAGCCGAUCUAGAGGAAGAUGAAAAACAACAAGAACACAUAGACAAGCUGAUGGAAGUGUCUAACACAUAUGUUACACUGAAGGCCGAUUUUUUAGAAUCAUUGUCAAAUCUAACUAUCAGUGAAAACAGGCAAACUGUUCAACAAAACAUUCGGCUACCACCAAUCAACUUAACACAAUUUGGAGGUAAUUUAGAAGAGUGGUAUUCGUUUAAAGAUCAAUUUGAAACGAUGGUACAUAAAAACAAAGACAUAAACAACACCGAGAAAAUGUACUAUCUGAAAACGAAUUUAAUAGGACAAGCUGCUACGGUCAUAUCAUCACUGUCGUCGGAUGCAACUAAUUACACAGAAGCGUGGAAGUCUGUUGUAAGUAGAUAUGAUAACAAGUACUUGGUGUUUCAAAUACGCAUGCAUCAUUUGUUCUCACAACCAGCUGCUCAGCAGGAGUCUGCAAUUGCAUUAAAAAACCUAAUUGAUUGCACCAACAAACAUGUGAGGGCAUUACAAGCAUUAGGACGUCCUACCAAGUAUUGGGAUGACAUACUUGUUCAUCUGGUGUCUACAAAGCUGCCACCUGAGAUGAGGAAGACUUGGGAAAUUGAUUCGACCAGCUAUGUUAACUUUCCCACAUGGCACAAUUUGAGUGAGUUCAUAGAGAAUCGAGUUCAUGCUCUUGAGGUCAUACAGUUUAGGCAUGGUCCUAGUAAGCCAAAGACAACAACAAAAACUGUUUCACAUGCUACUAUGGUAAGACAACAGGACAGUAAGCCAUCUUGUCAAGUAUGUUCAUUACCACAUAGCAUAUACAAAUGUUCCAUGUUCAUGAAAGCUAGUGUCGAAGAACAACGAACGUUAGCUCUGAAGUCAUCACUGUGUUGGAACUGUCUGCGUCCAGGCCAUCAGAAAAAACAAUGUACGAUGGAUAAAGUGUGUAACGUGUGUCAAGCCAAACACCAUACGUUGUUGCAUUUACCUGAAGCCACGGUAGACAUAGUAACGUGA